Zonotrichia leucophrys gambelii is the source of this 11444-nucleotide messenger RNA. RefSeq names its product janus kinase and microtubule interacting protein 2 (gene JAKMIP2). Gene Ontology annotation, molecular function: microtubule binding; kinase binding. Bases 252 to 2714 code for a protein of 820 amino acids. The transcript is spliced from 21 exons. The record is from RefSeq and is a predicted model, not a curated record. Lineage: Eukaryota; Metazoa; Chordata; Aves; Passeriformes; Passerellidae.
CAGCGCCGGCGCGCAGGAGGCGGCGGGGCCGGUGCGGGCGUUGGAGCCGCCGCGGCGGCAGGAAGAUGGAUGCGCUGUGCUCAUGCCUCGCCGCUCGGCGUCUUUCCUUGGCGGCACGGGCUUCCAAAGCAGCUGAGUCAAGGACCUUAAGGAAUGUCACGCAGUAGUUGCUGACCUAACUGACACUGAAAGGAACAGAAGAAGAUGGCAAUCCAUAUUUGAAAUAAACGUGUGGACUCUGAUAAAAAACCAUGUCAAAAAAAGGACGGAGCAAGGGCGAAAAGCCUGAGGCACUGAUUGUUGCCCUACAGGCUGCCAAUGAGGACCUCAGGACCAAGCUAACAGACAUUCAAAUUGAGCUGCAUCAGGAGAAAUCUAAGGUUGCUAAGCUCGAAAGAGAAAAGACUCAAGAAACGAAACGCAUCCGUGAAGUGGAGCAACGCAAGCAGACCGUGCAGAUCACAGAGCUAAAAGCCAAACUCCAUGAAGAGAAAAUGAAGGAGCUGCAGGCGGUGAGGGAGAACCUCAUCAAACAGCACGAGCAGGAGAUGACGAGAAUGGUGAAAGUCCGAGACAGUGAAAUCCAGCGCCUGAAGUCGGCGCUGUGCGCGCUGCGGGAUGGGAGCAGUGAUAAAGUACGGACUGCGCUGACCAUUGAGGCUCGUGAGGAGGCCAGGAAACAGUUUGACUCUGAGCGCCUGAAGCUUCUGCAGGAAAUUACUGAACUGAAGUCUGCCAAAAAGCAGGUGGAUGAGGCCCUUAACAAUAUGAUCCAGGCUGACAAGAUCAAGGCAGGUGAUCUUCGGAGUGAGCAUCAGUCCCACCAAGAGGCCAUUUCCAAGAUCAAAUGGGAGAGUGAAAGGGAUAUUCGACGCCUGAUGGAUGAGAUCAAGGCUAAAGACAGGAUCAUAUUUUCAUUGGAGAAAGAACUGGAGACACAGACAGGCUAUGUGCAGAAGCUGCAGCUGCAAAAGGAAGCUCUGGAUGAACAGCUCUUUUUGGUGAAGGAGGCAGAGUGUAACAUGAGCAGUCCCAAGAGAGAGAUCCCAGGAAGGGCUGGAGAUGGUUCGGAGCACUGCAGCAGCCCUGACUUGCGCAGAAACCAGAAGAGGAUAGCAGAGCUGAAUGCCACCAUACGGAAGCUGGAAGACCGGAACACGUUGCUUGUUGAUGAACGAAAUGAGCUGUUGAAGCGUGUUCGAGAAGCUGAGAAACAAUGUAAACCUCUUCUGGAAAAGAACAAGUGCCUCACGAAGAGAAAUGAUGAACUGAUGCAGUCUUUGCAGCGCAUGGAAGAUAAACUCAAAGCAGUCACUAAAGAAAAUAUAGAAAUGAGAGAAAAAAUAACAUCACAUCCUCCUCUAAAGAAAUUAAGAUCUCUCAAUGACCUGGAUCAGGCUAAUGAGGAACAAGAAACUGAAUUUUUAAAGCUUCAGGUCAUAGAACAGCAGAACAUAAUUGAUGAGUUAACAAGGGACAGGGAGAAACUCAUUCGUCGGAGAAAGCAUAAAAGGAGCUCAAAACCAAUCAAGAGACAUGUGGUGGAUACGGUUUUUGGGUAUGAUGAUGAUUCUAUGGACUCUGAAACAUCCUCUGUGGCCUCAUAUAGAACAGACAGGACACCAGCAACCCCAGAUGAUGAUCUGGAUGAGGGUUUAGCAGCAGAAGAGUCAGAGCUGCGGUUUCGACAGCUGACGAAGGAGUACCAGGCCCUGCAGAGAGCAUAUGCACUGCUGCAGGAACAGGCAGGAGGGGUCAUAGAUGCUGAAAGAGAAGCCAGGGCUCAGGAGCAACUUCAAGCUGAAGUCCAGAGGUAUAAAGCCAAAAUAGAAGAUCUGGAGAAAACUUUGGCUCAGAAAGGGCAGGACUCACACUGGGUGGAAGACAAGCAGCUUUUUAUUAAGAGGAACCAAGAGCUUUUAGACAAGAUAGAGAAAACGGAAGCAGAAAACAACCGUCUGCAACAGGAGCUGCAGGACGCGCGAGACCAGAAUGAGCUGCUGGAGUUCCGCAACCUUGAGCUGGAGGAAAGAGAGAGACGGUCCCCACCAUUUAAUCUCCAGAUUCACCCAUUCUCAGACGGUGUGAGUGCUCUACAGAUCUACUGCAUGAAGGAAGGGGUUAAGGAUGUCAGCAUCCCAGACCUUAUAAAGCAGUUAGACAUCCUAGGUGAUAAUGGGAAUUUAAGGAAUGAAGAACAAGUGGCCAUAAUUCAGGCUUCUACGGUAUUGUCCUUGGCAGAAAAGUGGAUCCAGCAGAUUGAGGGAGCUGAAGCUGCUCUGCAUCAGAAGAUGAUGGAACUGGAAAGUGAUAUGGAGCAGUUUUGCAAAAUAAAAGGUUAUUUGGAGGAAGAAUUAGACUACAGAAAGCAAGCUCUUGACCAAGCGUACAUGAGGAUCCAGGAGCUUGAAGCCACCUUGUACAAUGCUUUGCAGCAAGAAACAGUGAUAAAGUUUGGGGAACUACUCACUGAAAAACAGCAGGAAGAGCUGAGGACAGCAGUAGAAAAGCUAAGACGUCAGAUGCUGAGGAAGAGCAGAGAGUAUGAUUGCCAGAUUCUUCAGGAGAGGAUGGAGCUGCUCCAGCAGGCUCAUCAGAGGAUCCGAGAUUUAGAAGAUAAAACUGACAUCCAAAAGAGACAAAUUAAGGAUCUGGAGGAAAAGUUUCUAUUUCUGUUCUUGUUCUUCUCUCUUGCCUUUAUUCUUUGGCCUUGAUGUCAAUGUGCCUCUUGGAAAGGUAAGACUGUUUUAUUUAUUUCCUCAAAGCUACCACUUCUUGCACAGACCGGAGGAUCACAUCCUUGUGUGUUCUUGUGGAUGUUUGGAGUCAGCAAAUGCAGCAGGUUGUUGUCGAUUUGCAGUAGUUCACAGUAGGGGGUUGUUGUACUGCCAAGCUGCUGGUGAUAUUGUGCUAUUCAUAAUUGUAAAAAUAAAAGCUAACAAGGAAUUUCACAGUAUCAAAAAGCCAAGGGAAUUGCAGGGGAAAUUUAAUGUUGAUGUUUACAAAGGGAUGCAGAUGGAAAACAGUUAAAAUAACCUCAACCGUAAACACACUCUGAACUAGCACUGAGGAAGGAGAUCAAGAUUUUGAAACAAUAGAACAGCAGCUCUACUUUUUAAAACAAGUGUCCCGUAGCAGGAAAAAUACAAAGAAAGACAAGGAAGAACGAUCAACUGCUGAGAGACAGGAAGGGAGAGAUAGAGAAAUGGAAGUAUUUUUCUGGCUCAGGAAGUGACACUGCUAAUAGGAGGUAUUGGAGAGGUCUAAAAAAUUUGUCAUAGAAUGGAUGGAUGGACGGACAGACAGCUUGCUAUUGUUCACCGUCUAAUAGAAUCAAUUACCAUGUAACAAGCUUAAAGAAACAAAAAUUCAAAGUUAAGGGUACAGGUGGUAAAGAAGUCUUUCACGUAUGCUUAGCAGCUGAAAGUUCUGAAUUCAAAAGGGAAUGUGAAGAUGGGGAAAUAAAUCAGAGAACUAUAAUGGUCCCAUUUUUAUCUGUGCCUAGCCACUUCCAGAGCAAGGAUGCUGGGCUAGGACAAUUUUUCUUUUCAUCCAGGAUAACAAAAGUAGAACAUAGCAUAGAAAACAUAAUGUUAAAGUCUCAAGAACAUGUAAUGACAGCAUAAUUUUCUGAUUUGAGGACAGACCCAUACCAUUAAAUUUAUCAGUCUCUCUUGGCUCUGGCUUCAGCUGUGUUAAUGAAUAAUUCCUCUGCUCUCCACCUGAUAAAAGCUGAGAUACAGUUGUGUGAAAUAUGUUCUGCCCUUCCACCAUUUGUACCAGCUCAUUUUUUGUUUCCAGAUACAAUUCAAGGUAUUGAUUAUAAUUAAGUGGCAUGGGUCAUGUUUGGUGGGUUUUCCUUUUCCCUUUAAGGAAAAGCCCCUACUUCGUGUUUUAUUUCAGCUAGAUCCAAGCUUUCAUUUGCAGUUUUGUGCUGAUGCAGAGACAACUCUCAGAAUUAGUCACUUCAACUGGGAUCCACUGUGUCCUUGUUUGGCCAGACCUCAAAAUGAAUGUUUCCAUGGGCUGAGGCAGCAAUAUACCUGGAGGCUGGCUUGAACGGGCAACAACCCAUAGAGAAGAAUUAGGAGAAAUGCAGACAGAUCAGUGAUCACAGCUCUUGUGAACAAGAGUCAGUAUCAUUAUCAAGUUGCUGCAGUUUCAAACAUACUGCCUUGAUCCAGUGAUUAUGAAACACAAUAACUUAUGACUGCAUUAAUUGUGUUCCUACUGCAGGAUUUCUGAGAACCAUGGUACAGCAUAGUAUAGCUGUGAGAUGUUUUAGGUAUCUCUGACUGGUGGAAGUUUGACUUCACAGUUUCUUGCUUAUUCAUAAUGGAGAAAAAAAUUAGAAACUAUUCUGAAGUGACCAAAUUGUGGACAGAAUAAUUUUAAGAAGCCAAGAUUUUCACAGUACACAGUAGUAGCAAAUAACUUUCUAUGACUAUGUCUUUUGCUGUACCACAGAAUCAUGAGUCUAGAACAAGCAGUCAACCUAGAGGGAGAUUCCAAAUUAAAAAAAAUAUUGGAUUUAAGGUGCACCUUGAAAAAUCACAGGAACUUGUAGUGACAUUUGUGAGAACCUGCCUGCAUGACUUUUUUCCAUUUGCCUGUACUGUUGUCCUUUUUUCGUUCCUGUCACAACUGAAAUAAUGUCCUUGUGCAGCAUAUGAGAAAAACUUGGGCAAUAAGAGGUUCAGAGUUUUCUAUAUAUACAGUUUGCACCUACAUUUUCCACCAGUGUGGGUAUGGCAUUGGUUCUCUAAUGAGUAUUUGCCUCUUCUAGUACAGCUACAGAAUUGGUGAGCUUUUACGUCCUAGUAUUACCAAUACCAAUCUGCUAAUACCAUUUGCUAAUAACACUUAGGUCCUUUUGGCCUAAUUUUUGAGGGCAGGUAUUGGCUGGUUAGAAAAGCUAAUGAGAUGCUUGAGGUCAGAACUCCAUAUUUUUCCUAAGUUCUAGGAGGUUUGCUAUUUUUCACUUGGAGUCAUCCUGCCUCCAUGGGCUGCUGGGUCCUGUUCAGCUCUUGCUCUUCACAGAGCUGAUGCACAUCUUGCUGUCAUGUUCAUUGAACAGGACUAAAAAUCAAAACAAUAUAAACAUUUAUGUGCUGUCCUUAAGGCAUACACGACUGUCCCAGCUGCACAAUUGACCGAUGUCAUUGCAGGGGAAUUUACAUGGAUCCAUUAGGGAUUGUGUCAAGAAUUCACUUCCCUCCUCACGCCCUUUCUCUCUCCACCCUCCACCCCCCAUUCUGGCCCAAUCUCCUUCAAUGGGUUUUCCUCUUGUUUUACAUAACAUCUAAGGUUUAGCAGGUGUAAAUCCCUUCGAGAUCACUUUGUUGAGCCCAGGAAUGCUGCUCUAACUACAAUGCCAAGAUGAGUUUCACUCAUUGAAGUCACUGUUGCUCCAUAAUGGCUGGUCCCUGGAGCACACAGGGGUCCAGUUCCCCAUAGAGAAGAUGAGAAGCAUCAGCAGGAGCUGAAAUGUGGGUUACAGCCCCAUAAAGCCUGCUAGGCAGUUGUGGCACUCCUAGGACCACUCAGGAGGUGAAGGGUUCUUUUGCCUUUCCCAUCCUUCUUUUACAUAUUUGGCUUGAUGAACAUCAGGUAGGGAUCAACAAGACAGAUUACAGUGAGCUGAGUGACAGAGGAAAAGAGCCGUGACAGUAGUGGAGACACAGUGACUUAGAGAAUCGACAUUGACUGUGAAGGUGGAAAAAUCUUACGGGAGAGGUGUGUGUGGGGGAUAUAUAAACUCAAUGCUUUUCCAGAGGAUCUGCACUGCUGUGAACUCCCUUGAACUGUAAAGACAGCUGCAGCAGGCCCAGCAUCACAGCACGCAUGACACCUGUAGAGUGUUUUACCAAGGCCAGUCACUCCACAGGUGCAAAGCAUCAAGUCUUGUAGCAGUUCCUCAAAAACAAGGUAAUGGUAAGCUCCUCAUCCCCUGCCUUCACCCCUGCAUUUUCCUCUAUGGGAUCCUCUCCCCUCAGUACCUGAGGGGAAAUCUCCAGACACAGGCAAUUUGGGAAUGGUGUUGGCAAGAAGGAGAGGGAUUUUAGCAAAGUCAUAUUCUCCAAGGCUGGAAUACAUGGAAUUGGAGAGAAUAACUAACAUUGAUUUGUGUUGCCCAUUCACGUUAAAAAACACCGCCUACCCAGGUGAUUUAAUUCAGCAAAGGUGAGCACGGCAUGGGGAGUGUGCCAUCAGCAUUUCUUCUUACAACUAUUUAGCUGUAUAUUUUGUCAUAUGUAUAAUAUACUAUAUAUAUAUAUACUACAAAACUGCUUUACUUCUACUGGAUGGAAGUGAACUGUCGUAGCCUUAUCAUAAGGGACUUCAUACAGAUCCCUGACAAAACAAACAAAAAGCCCAGCUCAUCCUGGGGAGCCACUUGAUGGUGAAAAGUCUUUGGUUUUGUUCAUGCCUUGGUGCAGUUUAUCCUUUGCCAGUCUUUUAACCAGGAGAGAGAAAUCCACAAUGUGGUCACAGAUGAUACCUUCUGGUUUCCUUCUCACCCAGAGUGAACACUUGACUCACUGCUGUACUGCAAUAACAAAGGACAAGAAAGUGCAAAUGAAGGAAGCCACGUGCAGCAGAUACAGUAUCCAGACCAGAAGCACUCUCAUUCCUGUUUAUAUGGGAUUUUCCUACCUGCAUUUUCUCUGUGCUUGUGAACAUAUGUAUGCACUUAUUUGUGACCACAUAAGGAAGUGUGGUCCGUGUGGAUUUUGCACCCAGUGAAAUUUACUAUGUAGGCUUAAAUGCUGAGAUAACAAAGACAAAAUAUGCCCUUUUUCCCCUGGUCUCAAACCUGAGAACCAAAGUUAUUUUCUAUAGGUAAGGUAGGCUUUCUCAGAACAUCAGCAGUUUCUGUUUGCCUCAGUGCUGCAUUAGCCAAAAUUCCGGCUUACUCUGACACCCCAAGGAUAUUGCCUGCUGCCAUGGCUCUUGUUAUGGGAGAAUUGUAGGCAGCUUUGGUUCAAGAGUCAUUGAAACUUAUGCAUACUACUCAUGUGAACAUGCCCAUGGGGACUUUUAUGCACCACAGGGUUGAACUUCGUGGGGUUUCAAUGGACAAGCUUAUCAAAAUACACAGACUUCUCAUAAGUGCUUUUCAUGCAGACAAAACCAGUUUCAUACUGAUAGCUACAAGAACUAGCCUUUUCAGCUUCCUGAUUUUGAUAUAUUGAUUCUAUCUUGGCAAAUCUGGGAUAGGUAGGUAGAGGAACUUAGAAACGUAUACCUUAUCUGAUACAGACGUUCUUCUUUUUUUUUUUUUUUAACUUUUAGAGUGCCCGACCACACAGAUAAGUCCUUAUAAAGGCAAAUGCUUCCACCCCUCGAUGAAGAGAAUAUUGUUUACACCUGUUUUCAAAUGUAUAAAAAUGAACAACCUGUAGCCAAGACUGCAACCACCUUGUAUUUUAAAGCCAUCACUCAAAAUUUGUUACCUGACAAUUCCUGUCUAAAGCUAUGAUAUAUGCUGCAUCUAAUGAAAUCCUGUAUGUUGAAAUUACAAAAGGGGAAGAAAAAUAAACUGAUAACCUACAUCACCUAGGAAGAACUUAAAGGGAAGGGACCACUUUCAGCUGAUCAAGUCAGUGUGUCUUGGGCAUGGAACCAAAGUUACAAUUGAAAAAUCUAUUCCUGCUGUGCAGGGCAAUCAUUUAAAUGUUUCCCUGUCAUCUGACAAAUGGAUCAAAAAUGAACAGAUGAGAGUAGGAGAAACUGAAGAGAUGCUGACAACAAAAUGUUCAAUUUGAAGUAUGUGGCUUUCUCGCUGCAGGGACUCCUGCUCUCCCUCUUUGGUUUUAACCUCAGGAACAAAUGACAGCUGCAAUGUGGAAGGAAGAAAGGAAAAAAGCCCCAGUCUGUGUUACUGCAGGGUGGGCAGGACAGAUCACCAUGUUUUGUGCUUGAGAUUGUUACACAGCACCACCUGCCUUGGCCCAGGCAUGGAAGAAGAGGGUGGAUGGCAUAAGGAGGGUUUCCAGUGGAGCUGAAGCCUUAUCUCUCUUCACCAUCCCUCCAUGAAGAACAGCCUGUCUAUUAUCAGAUACUUUUCAUACUCUUUAAAGACUGCCAUUGAGAUAAUAAAACCAAGACUAUACUUGGUUUCACUAUAGAGUAACCACUGAAUUGGACCUACAGAAUAGCUUCUGAGAAAGAAGAGAGAUGUUGGAGGACAGGGCAGGGAGGAAAGCUAAUCCCCUUAUCCAUGUGACAUGAUUCACAAAGCAUCAGCUUCCAACUGUUUUGUCCCAGCUUGGAAAAAAUGUUUUGGUUCAGCUUGUCAACUGACUUUGUUGACUUCCUGACCAAUGAUACAUAGACCGAAAAUGGGGAAAAACAUUGUGAACACAACCUUAUUACAGAGAAAAAAUAUUGCUAGUCUGUUUAGAUUUUUCCACAGUUAAGAGUAACUAAAAGUAGUUUUCAUUUGAAAGCAUUACUUACCUCUGUAAUCAUGAAGCCUGGAACCCAGCCGUGGUGCCUCCCUGAGGUCAUAGGUCCAUGCACCCAUCACUUUGUCAGAAAUGUAGGUCCAUGCACCCCAGCAGUCUUUCAGAAGAGCACUCCCUGAGGAGCACAAUGCCUGCAGCAAUCACUGUGAGUCCUGUGCUGAGGGAAGGAGUGCAGCCAGCUGCACCCACCCUCCCUUUCUCGCUGGUGGGCUGACAGUACACUUCUCAGUGCCUCUGGUUUCAUCUUCUGGGGAACGGAGUCCUGCCUGUUCAGACUUUGGAUUCCUGUGGCCAGGCUCUAUCUGCAGUGGAGCCUUAAUUUUAACUGGAAGAAAUGGAUUUCUGUACUAAAAACUAGAAAAUUAAGGGCCAGAAUACAGCUUGUGCAUUACUUACACCUUCAAAGCAGGGAUCACAUGUACCAACAUCUUACGCACAUCAGAAGCUUUUGAAGAGCUUUCGAAGAGUUUUUCAAAGAUCUUCUCCUUUGCUUGCCUGUUUACUUUUACAGACAAAGCAGCUGAGGCACAAAGCAGUGAGGUUACUUGCCGGAGCAACUCAGCACAUCAAAAGCAGUUCCUUAGCCAUAGGAGGGAGGGAGUUUCUCUGGUGUCAAUGAUGCCUGCCCCUCACAGAUAGCUUUUUUUUUUGGCCAGAAUAGCUUUUAAUCAGUAAUGUCCAUUUGACUAACUGCAUUGCAGUUUCUCCACAAAGACUGCUAACAUCCUUAUUCCUUGAGUGCCAGGAGAUAGUGUUAAACCUUCCAUGGAAGAUUAGAAGUUAUUAGCAAGUGAUUUUUUUUUCCUGCUCCUUAAAGUUAAUUUAAAUUAUAGAAUGACCACAUCUUCUUGAAACACUGGCUCAGCCAAGGGGUUUACUGAGUUCUGGCACCAAGCUGUAUGUUUGCUGGCUCAUUUUUAAAGAAAUAUGCUUGUAGGUAGAUAUGUUACAUGACUGCAGGCAUAUUGCGUGUUUUUUUUCAAAUUCCUUUCCCUAGCAGAAGACUCUGUGAAUAAGGUUGUGCUUUCCAUGAGCUAGCAGUUCAGUCCUGGAGCUCUGGAGUUGGGCCCUGAAGAGUGGUCCCACUCCUGUGACAGCUGGAGAUUACUGAGCAGCUUAACAGCAGCUUGUUAGCUAGAGGGAGCUUUCUCUCUGGUUGUUCCUUCCCACCUCACUCUUUUCUCCUCUGUUGCAGCAUCAGGUAAUUUGCCACCUUCAGGUGGCUUUCCUCAGUGUUAGGGCUGGCAGUUAAAGCACUGAGUUCUUGCAGAAGAAUUAGCAGCUCUUGGUUUCAGUGAUGGUGCAAUAACUUCCACCGCUGGUUUGGUUUAAAAAAAAACCCCUAGAAACAUUUAUUUCAGGCAAUCAUACAGAAGGUUUAUGGCACAGUUAGAAAUACACACUUUUACAACAUACCUAACUGGUCUUGUGGCAGGCUUCAUUAUUUAGACUCCCUAAGUCAUGUUAUCUUAUUUAAUUUCUCUUUUUUGUCUAAUUUGCCCUGCCUUGCUCCUGUGUGUAUACAUAUGCAUGCAGGUAUUGCAUUGCCAAGGGUUCAGGGUGGGAUGGGUGCUGGUAGUCUGACUGCAGCAGACCUGGAUCUGCAAACUUUUCAAAGAUUGUUCUUGCCUCCAGGGAGCUGAACCACCGCUGCUUUACUCUCCUUGCAGCAUAACACAUGCCAUGCCUAAAACACACAUGCUGAUGUGAGUUAAUGGAACUUUCUGCUAUCAGCUAGAUAAAAUGAGUUUCAUGUCUGUGUGUAUAUAUAUAUAUAUACACACAUGUAUCUAUAUGUAUAUGUACAUAUAUAUACAUAUAUAUGCAUAUACUUACCAAUUCCUGAUUGUAUAUAGAAAUAUUGCUGUAGCUUACAAAAGUAUACUUUAAUCUAGGCAUGGGGAACUGAAUCCAGAUUAUUCCUCCAGGUUUACUUUCACAUCUCAUGGGCAGCUAAUUUUUUGAUUCUUUUUUUCUGGACCACUCAAAGGAGUCACUCUCCUUUGACUGUUAAUCCUGGGCUUUCUGCUGUUCCUGAUGUUCAUUGAAGCAAAGGAUUGAGAAUCCUCCCUCAGAUUAGUCACUGUAGCCAACCUCCCCUCCCCAAAGCCAACAACAAAAAUAAAAUCAAUGUACUGCAGCCUUUGAGGACAGCAAAUACAGCCCUGGAUCCCUCCCGUGCAUCCCGUCAAGGCUGUUCAGGAGUGGCAGCACUCCAGGCUAUCCAUCCUGCCAAAGCACAAGGUGAGCCACAGAAGGUAGUACAAAUCAGCUUGACCACAAUUGACUUGCUUUUUUUUCCCCCCCAGUGACCAAGUUAUGAGACUUUGAAGACUAUUUUUUGAAUUUAAACACUUCAGAUGAGGGCCUGGUUACAUGAGAUGAGUUUAGGCAAUUGGGGUUGCAGUAAGGAAAUGGUACUUCUUGCAGUGUUACCAGCAUGGCUCACAGGUCCAUCCUUUCUUACUGAUGUGCCUGGAGGACAAUGGAGAAUUUUUUUUUUUGGUGUUGUUAAUCGUCCAACCACCUACCAUUAUGUCAGUGGGAAACAUCCGCUGAAACCCGAAGCUUUCAGUUCUGUGGCAUCCCAUGAGGACUGUCCAGGCCGGGCUCUCCUGACAUGAGCAGGGCUCAGAGAACACUCAGCUGCUGGUGAUCCAAAGGGUUUUUUCUUCCCCUGCCCUCUCUCACAUCAGCACCUCUGUGGUUUUAUAUAUACUUUUUGUUCCAGAUUUUUUUGGUGUCUAUUCCAGAACAAAAUUGUAAAUUACUUGCAGAAUGACCCUUUGAUAAACAUUGGACAUGUACCUGUACUAUAUGUAUUAACGUGUAGGAGAGAAUCCUUAUUGUAUGUAAAGUUUUAUGAAUGGUUAUUUUUUAAUUUAUGUAUUUAAUAUAGGAUUCAAUGACCUCUGGUGUUUUAGUUUGUAUAAAAAAUAAAACAGCGGCAUUUUUAAAAAAAAAAAGCAACCA